Electrophorus electricus (electric eel) is the source of this 4875-nucleotide messenger RNA. Its product is annotated as KIAA2012 ortholog. NCBI's taxonomy places the organism in Eukaryota, Metazoa, Chordata, Actinopteri, Gymnotiformes, Gymnotidae. The record is from RefSeq and is a predicted model, not a curated record.
CUCACUCAGUGCUUGUUAACUGUUCUAAAACGCUGAAGAGACGGUGGCAGGAGUAGAGGGCAGCAAAAUAAACUCAGGAAAUACCGUUACAAAAGUCUUCAUUGCCAGUUCAUGUAUCAUUUUGGAGGAACUCUGAAUUUAGUCAGCCGAAAGGAGCUCCAUCACUACCAACAUGAAGGAGUUGGUGCUGUCACUCCUGAGUCGAGGAUAUAGCCAAGUGGUCCCGACUGAUGGCAGUGGUCAACACAGAAGACUGGAAGUCCGUUUCGAACCUGAGGACUACUUUAACUGGAGAUCCCAGCCUCCUCUGUUACACUUAAGCAGCAGUGAUCGGCUGCUUAGUGUAGCGGAGCCCACACCCCCUAAAACCUACAGCACGAGGAGAGGCCCACUUAUUCUCUACUCCGAGGACCUCGCCCUGACAUGCUGCCAACAGGUCAACAUCAACAGGAAGGGGAGGGCUUUAAGAGCCUCAAGAGAGGAAGCAGAGAUUCGGCUACACACUCUUCAAGAUCUGACCGCAGCCGUUUUGGCGUAUGGUAAAAAACAGUCCGAGGCCAAGAGGAGAUGCAAUUCCAAUCUCGCUCAACCCCUCUUGCCAGCUGGUAAAUGUGCCACUCAUCCUUCGCAGUCAUACCGGAGGCCCGGAGAGGAGCGUGGUCAUGUGACUCAGCUUACAGGUGAAGGUAGGGAGGAAUGCACUUCCUUCCGAGGUCAGGUAGACGCUGCGUGCCCCAAAGGAGGACAGGUGAGAUACCAGCCACGCUUCUUCUGUUCGCCAUGGCGGCCUCCCCUGGGGCCUCUCCCGCCCAUCACCCCAGGCCUGGCAGCCAGAUGGCGCAGACACAGGCCUCGCCAGGCACUAGGUGAGACUGUGACUUUUAUGCCAAGUGAACCAGAGGAGCAUUCGAUAACCGGAGACACAGGGACCUUCAAAACCACAGUGGAGCUUCGCCGUGUUCAGAUGAAUGCAAUCCCCGAAUCGGAGUCUGGCGCUGAGGAAGAGUGGGCGGGACAACCUGAGGGGCACAUGGUCGCCGAGCGUUUGGCUGCCUAUCCAAAGGACAUAAAUGCUCAGCGGAAAGACAGCGCAGCAGAGCCAGGUGGCGAGGGGAAGGGCCGCUCUCCAAGUCCCGCCUAUGCGGCCCUCCGUUUUGGAAGCAGUCACCUUUUAGGACUUAGUAAUGACCAGCGACACACGGAGGAGGAAUACCUGCAAGGCCCUGUAAAGCAGUGCGAUACAAACACGCACACCCGGAGAGGGAACGUGUGUCCAGAUUCCAGCUACGGCCUCUUCCAUCUACCUCCCAUUAGCCAAGAGCUUCCAGCAGGCUCCAGCAGCAAGGACCGUGGAGUCUGGAUGCUUAAGGCUGGGGGCGCAGCCGAGGAAAGCCAUGAGGAUCCGGUGCCGCAGUUGCCAGAUAUACAUUUCCCUGAUGUCAGCACAGAGGCCCCAGGUCCCAAGCCCUCAGAGAGGACUGUACUCAGGAAAGUCCUUGUACUGCUUCCUUCUCUAACAGAACUAGAUGAGCCUCGUGGUCUUCCUGAGGACAAGUCAACGAGAGACGAUGUCCUAUGUAGUGAUGUGGAGCAGAGAGCAGAUCAAAUCAGACGGGGACAGGGCGUAUCCCUUGAACAUGACUGUAGGUUUAAAGCAAGUGAUCAAGACCCCCUCAUUUGCUUUGAACCUGAGGAAGACAAAGAGCAUCAGACCGCUCCAGGUCUGCUGCCUCCCAUCGCAGGGCUCAGGGGUCCGGGAAAGCAGAGUUCUAUGGCUCUCUACAGACAAGACCAGACAGAGCCUCAGUCUGGCAUCACCCGAGGCAGCCUCCCUCUGGAGCUGAGAGAGUGUCAGGAGGGCAGGGCACUGGGCACCUUAAUAAUGGGUCCUGCUGGGGAAAUCAUACGCUUGUCUCUCUGGGAUCCCCUAACUGACACAGAGGACCACCCGGCUCCGGAUGACGGCGCUAGAGAAGAUGUUCUCAGGAUUAUGAGAACUUCUGAAGGAGUUCUGGAGCAGCCUUGGACUAUAUUCCUGGAGGAGAAGAUCCCACCCACAGGAGCAGCGAGUGCCAGUGAAGCAGAGGCUGGACCAGGUCACCAGAGACGAGCUGCUCCUAUGAAAGGCCUGAAUGAGGAUCUUCGUCAUGAUUGCACGCAACACGCUCAAACGGCUAGAGCUCCUCCCGACUACACCGAAGCAUCGGAGAAGGCGAAAACCUCGGACACCGACGGGAAUGGAGUCACAGAGGCGCCAGCCUGUGCACCAGAGAUAGGCUCAGGGAGGGUGAAACGUUCUCCAGAACGCCAGCCCUACAGCAAAGGGGCCAAUACCAAGACACAGAGCAGAGGAAGGACACAGGGUCUACACCCGGAGGGUGGAGGGAUACCAGGGUCACCACAGUCCAAAUCGACGUCUGCUAGCAGCCUUCAAAGAACAGCUCUUCCCAAGCCCACAGCUGCAGAGGAACUUUCUCAUAAAGUAAAGGCCAAACCCCAGAUGGAGUCAUUCAAACCUUCUGUUCCCGGUCUAGGAAACAUUCGGGCCAUGAAAGCAGGUGGAGGAAAGGAAGACAUCCAAAAGAGGAAAAGGAAGACAAAGAGAGACCAAGCAACCGGUCAGCAUGAUCAGCACCCGGGAAGAUUUACAGAGGACAAGCAUUCGGAGGAGAAGACUCCGCAGAUGAACGCAGACACAGAGUCACUUGAUUCUGAUGUCACUGCAGACCCAAUUCCUGAUAGUCUGAUGAGAGAGAGAAAGAAAACAAAGGUGGAGGAUGAGAAACCAAAGAGAGAGCCCUCAAAGUUACAGACCAAAGCAAAAACAGUGAAAAAGAAAGUCAAAGGUCAAGCAGCAUUUGUUGUGGGUAAACCGAGGGCAUCACAGGAAGUACAGCAGACCAAAAAGGAAGCAGGCAGUCCAGAGAGAGCCGUGAAAACAGCCUCCGACACGGAAGUAAAAGAGCCAGAGGAAAACCUGGCCGAUGACCGCGACCACUGCUGUGGGGAUUCCGGGCGAGGUCCGGACGAUGAGCAGCUCUCUGCUUGCCGAGGGGACCGCCUGACUACAGGCUCCUCCAGGUCACUCAGCUCUGCUGACUGGCAGUUCUCUGCAGGGACAGAGAGCUCUCAGAGGACCAGUACAGCAGCAGAGGCCGGGCCCUGUAGCCCGGCUCCGCCCUCACUCAGUCAGCCCACACCCCGCCGGUCGGCUAUGGUGCUCCGAGUGCACCAUCCUGUAUCGAAGCCUUCCGAGUCUCUAUCAAGUUCUGAUGCUAAAGGCAACGAUGAGGCCAUGAACGUGAGGGAGAGCAAGACUGCAGUGGUGACUCAGAAGGCAGAACAGCGCCGCCUAGAGGUGGAGAGAAAAAGGAAGGAGAAAGAAGAGGAGAGGAGAAGGCAGGAAGAGCGGGAGGAGAGAGAGGAGAGAAUGCAGCUGGAGCUAGAGGAGGAGCAGAGACAGAGAGCAGAGCAGGCCAGGUUGAGAAAGCUCAGAGAAGUAGAGGAGAGACAGAGAGAGGAGGAGAGAGCGAGAGAACGCCUGAGAAGGGAGAAGGCCGUGCUGGAGCGAGAGAGGAGGCGGCAGGAGGAAAAGAGGAGGCUUCUGGAGCGUCUGCAGAGGGAGAGGCAGGAAGAGGAGCAGCGAAGGGCAGCCCAGAUAAAGCGUCAGCUGCAAGAGGAGGAGACACGCAGGCAGGAGGAGUGGAAUAGACUGCAGGAAAUGGAGGAGAGCGAGAGACUAGAGUACUUGCGCAGACGGUGGGAAGAAGAGGAGUUGAGGAGGAAGGCCAAGGAGGAGAGGCAGCAAGCAGAGGACGAGGUGGCCAGGCGGGAGGAAGAGGAGGCUAGAGCACUGGCUGAACUGCUCAACAGGGAGAGGUCUGCUCUGGAACAGCAACUCAGGUUCCACAGGGGGCUAUUCCUAGAGGCCGGGGGUCUGGAGCAAACACAGGGUGUCUCUCGCCCAUGGGUUUUCUCCUACUUCACCAUACUGAAGCUGUUGGACUUUGCGGAAGGGUACGACAGCACACAGAACACACAGUCCGGGUGUUAAGAGACUGCAUAGUUCAGAUUCUUCUGUUUUCAGGCUGUGGACCCAGUCUCUCUAGUGCCGGACAGUUUGGGUUGACUCGAGUUGCAAAAAAGUUGAUUGUUAUACUAACAAUAUAGCAGAUUAGAAUAAAACUACAAUGAGAAAAUGCCAUAAAAAAUUGUCUAGAUUUUUCAAACCUUUUUACAAAUGUACCAAUAUUUCUCCAUUUCCUACAUAAUACUUAAUGUUUGGGAAAAUAUGAAAGCACUUAAAACAAAGAACACAAAUGGUACAAAGUACUGAACAUAAAAAGAAAAGAAAAUACACAAAUUACACAAGCUUCCAGUAACACGGGGAAAUGAGGCUAGGGUUUCUUCAGAAAACCACUCGAUUACAUAACCGUGCAGGGCAAUGAAGAAUUCUUCUUAGAGAACUUCUGUACUCUACAAGUCCACACACAUUUCUAUGUACAAACAACAAAUCAAAGGACAUGGAGAGUCUACAGAUAAGAUGGAGUGAUGGAGCUGAAUGAGGGUAGGCCUCAUCAGUGGUUCAGUGUAAUGACAGAGGGCAUGUUGAUGACAGAAUGAUGACAGAGUAGGUUGUGGCUAGAAAAAAAAAAAAAUCUGAACAAUCUCACCAAAUAAAGAAAACAAUUCACAUUAUGACUUUUUUGUCUUAUGUCUAUGAGAACACUUUGCAUGCAUUUAAGGCCUUGGGUCUCCACAAACCCACCAGACCCUAUGCCAACUGAAAUCGAACAUCAGCAAUGUGUGGUAAGUGGUAAAUCCAUCUAAUCUGAGCAAAUGGUAAAAUGUUAUUAGGUUAUUGAAAUUAUUCCA